GUUCUUGCUUAAUUUUGGUGGGAUAACGGGGAGGCCCGACCCCCCCGGCAGCGCUGCGCCCCGGCUUCGUCCUCGGUUGCGUGGCACCGAUGGGGGUUCUCUUUGAGGUCCCAAUUAUGGGACCAAACCGGCGUCACGAGCGUUUUUUGGGGACAGCGGCUGGUGGGAUUGUCCUAAAAUGUCCAAAAAGCCACGCAAAGUGACAUUUUGGUGAAUUUUAUGCCUUUUUUUUUUUUUUUUUUAAGGGAGGAGACCUCAAGGACUUGCUGCCCCCCUCGAACCAGCUCAGGUCACCCCUAGAAAUGCAGGAGGAGCCCAUACAUCAUCCAGGUGCAUCCAGACCCCGAAUUCCCGGGGGAUUUUCUGGGGCGCGGAUGAUUGCUUUUUCUUAUGACUAUUUAAUUGUGCAACGGUGCUUGUCCCCGCCGAGGGCUCCCGAGAUUUGCUGCCCUCGCCCCAUCGCUUGUGCAAGGGCCGGGCUUUGCGCUUUGUGACUUCUCUUUUUUUUUGCAGAUUUCUGAAAAUAUCCGUGUUCCCGUAACGCUAAAGCGGGGCAGGACGAGCCGUAAAUCCCCCCGGCCAGAUGAAAUGAUGCCUUUUUUUUUGUUUUGUUUUGUGUUUUUUGUUUUUUACGCAACUUGCUGAAUUUCUUAACAUUAGUGAGCGUUGCUUCGCUUGGCGACGCGGGAUUUUGAUGGGGGGGCGGAGGGUUGGCUUUUAGAAGCCUGCAUCAAAAAUCCGUCCAUCUAAUACAUCUAAUACAAAUCUCGUUUUUUGGUUUUUUUCGUUUUUUGGUUUUUUUAACUGGGAUGGAAAUCUGAGCAGCGGGUUCAUGGCCAAGGUGCUGGCGCAGGGCUGGUGCUGCGCGGAGGUGCUGCGUGGUGUUGACUUUAACCCCAACGUUUAACCUUAUUUAAGAAAAACAAAGGAGUUUAAUUAGACACGCAGAGGGUGGCAACCCCCCAAAUGAUUUAAUUUGCUGCCUUACAAGGCGGAAGAAUAUAUACAGUGUGGAAACAGCGUAGCUGGGGGGCCAGAGGUGCGGGCACCCAUCGACGGCAGUGCAUCCGGAUGGCACCGAUUUUUUAUUUUUUUUAUUUUAUUUUGAAUUUUUUUAAACCUUAAACAGGAUGGAGGCUGCCUCCUGCCUGGGUGUUAGACGCACACCUGGCUUCGUAAUGCAUAACUUGGCCAAAAAAACGCAUGGGUUUGAGCAAAACCCGCCAAAGUCAGGACUCUUGGUCGUACUCAGCAGCUGCGAGGCCGUAUCCUGCACUUUGCCGGUGCUAAACUCACCAAGUGAGGUUUUUGAACCUUCCUGGGAGCCUCCCUCGUGUCUCACUGUCCUAAUUGCUAAUUAGGAGCGGGAGAUACUUGCAGAAGCCAGAGCCCUGCCCCCGAGAUGGGGGUGCGGGGUCAGGACCCCCCCAGCGUGAUGGCGGAGCGGGAUUUGCGUGAUGCAGACGGAGGAUUUCGGUGCUUGGGGAGGGAUGCUCUUGGAUAACAGGGAUGCUCCCGGAUAACAGGGAUGCUCAGCAAGGCUUGGGGCUGGGGGCUUUCUGUUUGGGUGGCUGCUGCUGAAAUCAAGAGCUGGAGCCUGAUGCCCUCACCCAAAACCAUUGCUGGAGCCUAUGUAGGACCUAGAGCCGGAGCUACGGCCGGCGGUGCGAAUUCCCGUGUGCUGAAAGCCCCCUGACACACACACGGUGCUGUUUAACUCAACCCUUGGAGUCAUCCCCAAACCAGCUGGGCAGCUUGGAGGAAGAAAGGAGGAACCUCCUUUGCCAGCACAAGGCUAAGCCACGAAAAGAAAUUCGGCGUGCUGUUCUUCAUGACGCGUUAUUUAGCGGCGUGUAAUUGCAGCAAAUGACCACUCUGAAAAAUGGGGAGCCUGUGCAGAGCCCCCACCUCAUUCAAAUCGGCCUCACCUGGCGAACGGGCACGGCGGGCUGGGUUUGCCCUGGCGGGGAGCCGGCACACAGGCAGUCAUCGAGCCCCCGGAUCCUCCUUCCCCCUGGUCUGUGCCGUGGUGCUGCUGGGUUUUCUGGAGAGGCUUUUCCCUCCCUUUGCAAAACCCAAGACUAAAAGACCUUGAGCUGGCCAAGCUGGGGGACUCCGAUGUCCACGUCAAGAUGUUGGCAGCCCCCAUCAAUCCCGCCGACAUCAAUAUGAUCCAAGGGACCUACCCCAUCCUCUCCCCGCUGCCGGCCGUGGGAGGGAACGAAGGCGUCGGAGAAGUGCUGGAGGUCGGGCGGUGCGUGGCGGCUCUGAAACCCGGGGACCGGGUCAUCCCGGCGAGCACUGGACUCGGGACGUGGCGGACGCAUGGGGUGUUCCCGGAGGAGACGCUGCUGAAGGUGCCGGGUGACAUCCCGGUGCUGAGCGCCGCCACCCUCAGCGUCAACCCCUGCACGGCGUACCGCAUGCUGACCGACUUCCAGAACCUGGCGCCGGGUGACUCUGUCAUCCAGAACGCCGCCAACAGUGGUGUGGGCCAGGCUGUUAUCCAGAUCGCUAAAGCCUUUGGCAUCAAGACCAUCAACGUGGUGAGGGACAGACCUGAUCUCCCAAAGCUGGUGGAGAGGCUGGUGGCCCUGGGCGCAGACCACGUCAUCACGGAGGAGAUGCUGAGAAAGCCAGAGAUGAAAGAUCUAUUUAAGAGCAUCCCGAAGCCCCGGCUCGCCCUGAACUGUGUCGGAGGCAAAAGCACAACAGAGAUGCUGCGGCACCUGCAGCCCAAAGGGACCAUGGUCACCUACGGGGGGAUGGCAAAGCAGCCCGUGAUGGUGCCUGUGAGCGCCUUCAUCUUCCGGGACGUGCGGCUCCGUGGCUUCUGGAUGACGCAGUGGAGGAAGGACCACGCGCAGGACCAGGAGAGCCUGGCUGGCAUGAUGGACGCCCUGUGCCAGCUCAUCCAGAGGGGCCAGCUCACCGCACCGGCCUGCACCGAGGUCCCGCUCCAGGACUACAAGGCAGCGCUGGAGGCGUCCAUGAAGCCCUUCACCUCCUCCAAGCAGAUCCUCCUCCUCUGACCUGCAGCUCCACCGCAGCCAGGUUGUCCCUUGCUGCCUUGUCCGCAGACAAGAGGUGUUUAGAGGGGGAGGGAAAAACCUCCAGACCCAUUGAUUGUGAUUUUGAUUUAUUUUUUUUUUUUUUUUUUUUUUUGAAACUUUUGGGUGCCCACUGAAAGUUUUAAAAGCCUCUGCAGCUUUGCAUGGACGGUAGUGCGUGUAGUUGCUUCUGGAGGGAGGCUGUGCUUGAGCUGGGGUGAGUUUGGGAGCCAGAGAAAUCUCAGGGAGCCCAGGGCCGGCAGCUGGCUCGGCUCAGGGUGUCAAAAGAGCUGCAGUUCCCCCCUCGAGUGUGUGGUUUUUGGGUUCUGGGGGAGCUGUGCCGCUGCCUUCCGCCUUGCUUAGCAGCUCUCGGUGGUGUUCUGCUCUUUGCGCUGUCCCUACGGGUGAGUUUUGGCUGCUUUCGGGUGACUUUGCAGGGUAGCCUGGGGCUGCUCACUGUCCUGCUCCCAGCCGGCACCGUGUCCCCUGUGCUGCUGCAGCCUCUGAGCCACCUCCGUCUGUCCCCCUCCAGGUUCAGCAGCCAAGUGCCCCUGGGCUGGGGACACUCCCCACAUUGAAUGGCAGAGAAAAACCGAAUUUUUAAAGGUUUUUUUUGUUUGGUUGGUUGGUUUUUUUUAAUUUUUUCCCUGCCCAGCCCAUGCGAUGCUGGCAGGCCGAGGGCAGGGGACACCCGGGCAGGCUGGAGGACAAGGGCACAAAGGGCUUUUCCAGCCCUUGGCAUCACUUCAGCUCAAAAACUAGUUCAAACAGCAAAAGGAAAAAAGGAAACGCCAAGUUCCCGAGUACCAGCCAGCACUGCCACCCUAGCCGGAGCUGUAAGACACCGCAGAUGCCAUUGUCCCCUUGGGGACAGGCUGGGGGGGUGGCAUUUGAGGUGGGGACAGGACUCACCCAGCCAGACACGUGCAGGGCAAAGGGGGCUUUCUGUAAUACCUGGACUUGAAUUCAGAUUUGCUGCUGUUCCCGCUGCCACUACUGAUUGUGAUGAGAACCUCUUGGAAAUCAAUGUCUAAUACACCUCUAUUUUUUUUAAGAUGCUGCCAAUAAACGUUCCUGUGCUCAGUCGGGCGCGUGAGAGUGGGCAGGGGGUGGGCGCCAUCGAGGACGGCCAAACCCCACGGACCGGGGUCCCCCGCUGCCUGGCCUAAGUCCCAGCGAUAUUUUUAUUUAUUUUUUUUUUUUCCCCAUCCUGUAUAGCUUUAAUUACAAUUGCACGUAAGUAAUUAGCGUCCUGCCAAAAGCACCUGCAGGGUGGAUGUGGUUCUGCCCCGUUAGCGCGCGUCGGGCCCACAAGCAGCAUGGCUGAAGGGAGGGAUGGGCUGGGUCCAUGGGCCGAGGCCACUCGUGGGAGGUUCAACAAGGCCAAGGGCCGGGUCCUGCACUUGGGUCACAACAACCCCAUGACCCCCAGCCCACAACAACCCCACAACAACAGCCACAGGCAGGGGGCAGAGCGGCUGGAGAGCUGCCUGGUGGAAAAGGACCUGGGGGUGUUGGUCGACAGCCAUCUGAAUACGAGCCAGCAGUGUGCCCAGGUGGCCAAGGUGGCCAAGAGCAUCCUGGCCUGUGUCGGGAACAGUGUGGCCAGCGGGACUGGGGCAGUGACCAUCCCCCGGUACUGGGCACUGCUGAGGCCCCACCUCAAGGACUGUGUCCAGUUUUGGGCCCCUCACCACAAAAAAAGACACUGAGAGGCUGGAGCGUGUCC
This is a messenger RNA of Chroicocephalus ridibundus (black-headed gull), 4779 nucleotides long. RefSeq names its product mitochondrial trans-2-enoyl-CoA reductase (gene MECR). Gene Ontology annotation, cellular component: mitochondrion. Lineage: Eukaryota; Metazoa; Chordata; Aves; Charadriiformes; Laridae. The record is from RefSeq and is a predicted model, not a curated record. The transcript has 10 exons. Gene Ontology annotation, biological process: fatty acid metabolic process. The coding region runs from base 2133 to 3032 and encodes 299 amino acids. Gene Ontology annotation, molecular function: trans-2-enoyl-CoA reductase (NADPH) activity.